This is a messenger RNA of Papilio machaon (common yellow swallowtail), 3915 nucleotides long. RefSeq lists its product as uncharacterized. NCBI's taxonomy places the organism in Eukaryota, Metazoa, Arthropoda, Insecta, Lepidoptera, Papilionidae. Gene Ontology annotation, molecular function: zinc ion binding; nucleic acid binding; catalytic activity. The transcript is spliced from 4 exons. The record is from RefSeq and is a predicted model, not a curated record. Bases 1 to 3915 code for a protein of 1304 amino acids.
AUGGAAGCAAGAUUUAAAAACAAACUACCCCAGGAGGGUACCGUAGAACGCGGAGAAUCCCUCCACGGGACGGGAGGAUGUGGGAACACUUCACUACCUCUCAGCCCGUGCUGCCCCACGUAUUCUGGGGGGGGCAAAAUUUUGCAACCCGUUUCAAGCGAGAAGAAACAAGAAGGAAGAACAGAAGAAAGAAGACCAGAAGAAAGAAAACAAGAAGAAAAAUCUGAGGAGAUUACUAACCCAUUUGUGAAGAAGGGGCUAAAAAGGACCCCGCCCACAAAGAAAAAGGAACACCAAGUAGCCGACCAACUAAAAAGGACUCUAGGUAAGUCACAAACAAAGAUAAUCAGCCUUGGUGAAGAAGAAUACGUCUCCAGGAAGAAACUCUUAGAGAAACUCGGUAAACAAAUCGAAGACCUGCUUGAUUUCGUAACACCGAGACACAAUGUCCACGGGGAUAUAAAAAGAAAGGUAAACGACCUUAGUACUACGUACAAUAGGUUACACAACCUUAAAGAAGGAGAAGAGCAAUCGCGUAAUUUGACCUCAACAAUGACCCAGACUUCUCCCAAAGCGCAACCACAAGCGUGGAAGGAAAAUAUUACACGGUCAGACGGCACUCCAGUGCACAGAAAGAGAAAGGACUUAACACCGGAGCCAGUAGUAAGUUCACCCCGUAGGGUAAAGCGGAAAAUCAUGAAUGAUCCAAUAAAGCAAGACACACCUAAGCCACUACCAAACAAAAAAGUAAGUAGUAACAUGGUAGUGCAGGAUAAACAACGAGACGAUGCAAGCGACCCCAAUGAGAAAUGGGAAAAGGUCACGAGAAGGAAAAAGCAGCCCCGUAACCCCAAGCUCCCAGAAGCCUUUGUGAUACAAAAGAAGGGCACGCUGACGUACGCUGAAAUACUGAGUAGAAUAAAAAAGGAUGAAACCCUCAAAGGUGUAGGAGACCAUGUCGCAAAAAUCCGCAGGACUGCCGGCGGAGACAUGAUUUUUGUAAUUAACAAACAUGGUACGGGAAAAACCGAACAGUACUGCAACGCCAUAAAAACGGUGCUGGGUGAAGAAGCCCUGGUCAAAAGUAGAAUCCCAGAGAAAACUAUCAUCGUGAAGGACCUUGACGAAAUCACCACAAAGGAGGAAAUUAGGGAUGCCUUACAAAGCGUACUGGGAAAAGGCGAAACUGUAGACAUAAAUGCCAUUAAAUCCGUCAAGAAAACGUAUGGUGGCAUGCAAACAGCUUUGGUAGUAUUACCAAUGGAGCUGGCCAACAAAAUUCUCGAAGCAGGGAAGGUUCGCGUUGGAUGGGUAAUAUGCCGUAUUCGUGAAGUAGCUAAACCACUUAAAUGUUAUAAGUGUUGGAACUACGGCCAUUUGGCCAAAAUGUGUAGGAGUCCCGUCAACAGGUCCUCCAGCUGCGUCAAGUGCGGUGGUGAGGGUCACAAAAUCGACAAGUGCACACGAGAGGCCUAUUGCGUACUCUGCAGCGACAAAGACCUACUCACGCAAAUAGUUCGUGAGGAAGGCAUUGACCUGGCAAUAAUAUCGGAACCCUACCGCAGCAUUGAACAACCCGGUUGGAUAUCAGACACUGCAAAUAAAGCCGCUAUUUGGUCCUGCGGCAUGUACCCGACGCAAAAAAUCCUGAAGGUCCAAGAAGAAGGAGUCAUCGGUGCCAAAGUGAAUGGCAUACACUUCUAUAGCUGCUACGCCCCACCAAGCUGGAGCCAGGACAAAUUCGAGAACAUGCUAGCAAACCUCACUAAUGCCUCUAGAAAUAUGAACCCACGGGUCAUUGCAGGGGAUUUUAACGCUUGGGCAACCGAGUGGGGGAGUAGCAGAACGGAUAAGAGAGGCCAAACGCUCCUAGAGACCGCAGCUGGAUGGGACCUGACACUAUUGAACGACGGUAAGUCACCCACUUUUAUCAAAGGUGAAGCAAGGUCCUUUAUUGACCUGACCUUCGCAAGCAGCAGCAUAGCAAAGCGGGACACAAAAUGGCAGGUAACGGAUAUCUACACACACAGCGACCAUUGUGCAAUUACGUGGAGUAUCCCCGAUCACAACAAUGUCCGCCGACGGAAGCUUGCGGCUCCCCUCGUAGGUUGGAAAACGAAUACCUUCGACGCGGACACAUUUCACGCCGCAUUAGAGUGGAACAGUAAGAUUGAAGGUAACACCGCAGAGGAGAUGGCAGAGAACAUCAUGACAAAGCUGGCUAGGGCGUGUGAUUGUGCAAUGGCUACCUACAAAGACCUUCGAACUAAAUUGAAAAAGGCGAUUAAAAAACGAAAAGGAGAAACUUGGGCUGAACUACUGGAAGAAGUCAACAAUGACCCCUGGGAAGAGCUGGACUACGAAAUACCCGCAAACGCCGCCGAAGUCCCUGCGAUCACGAACGAGGAAUUCGUAGGCGCAUACAACGCAAUAAAGAAUAAGAAGGCACCAGGUAUGGAUCGCAUCCCUAACGUAGCUCUGAAGGCGGCAAUGAAGGGAGAGCAAAAUGGGUUUCAGGAGGUAUUUAACAAGUGCCUCCAGGAAGGUACUUUCCCCAAAAUCUGGAAGAGACAGCGAUUAGUACUUUUACCCAAGGGCAAUAAAAACCCGGAAGACCCAAAGUCUUAUCGUCCUCUAUGCAUGCUGGACACAGCGGGGAAAGUACUGGAGAGAAUAAUCCACAAUAGAAUGGAAGCCGCAAUCGGAAACGCCAUCCACAACAACCAGUACGGUUUUAGAAAAGCCCGCUCUACCCUGGAUGCGAUAGAACGAGUAGUAAACAUCGCCAAAAACGCCACCAGGGGCCAUCGCUGGAAAGGUGGGGGCAAAAAGUACUGCCUGUUGGUAGCUCUCGACAUCCAAAAUGCCUUCAACUCGGCAAGAUGGGACAUCAUCUGCAAGGCUAUGGAUAGAUUGGAAGUACCGAUGUACCUCAGGAAGAUAAUACGUAGCUACCUUAGUAACAGGGUCCUUCACUACGACACGGAUGAUGGACCGGAAAAGUACAAAAUUACGGCUGGUGUACCACAGGGCUCCGUGCUCGGACCGCUUUUGUGGAACAUUAUGUAUGACGGACUGCUGAAUCUCACACUACCUGCUGGAGCUGAACUCACUGCCUUCGCAGACGACGCGAUGAUCUCAAUAGUCGCGAAGCACACAGAAGAGAUACGCAGAAUAUUCGAAGAAACGUACCGCCGCAUACAAACGUGGAUGACAUCGACCGGGCUGAAGCUAGCAGAGCACAAGACAGAGGCAAUGCUGGUCACGAGUCGGAAGAACGUAGAAAGGAUCACGCUAGCCGUGGGAUCAAGUUGCAUCACAUCUAAAACACAAAUUAGGUAUCUUGGAGUGUACCUAGAUUUCAGGCUAAACUUUAACCACCACGUGGAGCAAGCAGCCGUGAAGACAUCGAAGGUUACCAUGGCACUCGCCAGGCUCAUGCCUAACGUGGGUGGCCCACGGCAAAAGAAGAGGAACCUGUUGAUGUCGGUAAGUAAUUCCGUUUUGUUGUAUGGGGCUCCCAUUUGGGCGGACGCUCUAAGUAACAAAAUAAAUAGGAAAAAGAUGGAGUCAGUGUAUCGGGUAAGUUUGAUCAGAAUCAUCAGCGCGUUUCGCACUGUAUCGUUAGAUGCAGCCUGUGUAAUCGCCGGCGCUAUACCCGUGCAUCUACUUGCAGAAGAGAGAAAACUGUUGUUUGACAGAAGAAGUGAUCCGAGCGCAACGCGGAAAAAAUCGCGAUGUCUAGUCAGAAGACAGAUCAUCACCAAAUGGCAGCAGGAGUGGGAUCACUCAAUAAAGGGCCGCUGGACUCACAAACUAAUUGGACAAGUCGAAAAAUGGAUAAACCGCAGGCAUGGGGAAACGAACUUCUACCUCACCCAAAUGCUGACGGGCCAUGGAUGUUACCGUGCGUAA